Mollisia scopiformis is the source of this 3126-nucleotide messenger RNA. RefSeq names its product DUF1929-domain-containing protein. NCBI's taxonomy places the organism in Eukaryota, Fungi, Ascomycota, Leotiomycetes, Helotiales, Mollisiaceae. The coding region runs from base 375 to 2753 and encodes 792 amino acids. The record is from RefSeq and is a predicted model, not a curated record. Gene Ontology annotation, molecular function: chitin binding. The transcript is spliced from 6 exons.
CUUCGACAUCCUUUCACCUCAUCUUUUGCAAGGCUUCAAUUUCAUUCAUCCUAAUACUGGGCCUUGCAGUCCUCUCGUUACUCCACAGUCAUUACGAUCCAGCACAUCACUUCGUUGAAUGUAACUCUGAUCAGGGUAUCCUCCAAAGCACCUAAUAUCCCGACCGUAAGUUAUCCCAAUCACUCUGCCUCUCAUGUUCAUUUCUGUUCCAAGCCGGUCGAUUGCUGGAUCAUUGCAUUCGAGUGUAGUACCGCAUCAGCAGGAUCGGGAGAGUGCAAACGCGAUGAUUCACGUCCAUCUCGCCCCGAUUUCCAAAUUCACAUCAACUAUUUCUUCAAUCAUCCCUAACGCGCAUUCAAAAGUAAUUUUCAACCAUGAAGACCUUUACUCUGCUUCUCGGCUUUGCGGCCUCCACUUCUGCCAACAUCAUCUUCAAUCACGUCCCGUUGCAGUGUAACCUCACCAGCGACCAAAUAUACCAUGGCUGUCUUCGAGGACAGAGAUGCACGGAGCGCGGAGAACAGAACCCGGUUUUCUCCACUGACGGAACAUGUGGGCCUAACAACGGUGGCACCAUUUGCAAUCCGGAUAGCACGGUGUAUACUGGACAGUGUUGUUCGCAAUACGGGUGGUGUGGCAAUGAUACUGCAUUCUGUGGCUCAACACCCCAGCACUGCCUCAUCUCAAAUGGAUGCCAGAAUGGCUGCAAUGGGGCGACAACAACAACGACUUCCUCGACUCCUGUAUCGACAGGAACGGCACCUCGAUCUGAUGGCAGAUGCGGAACGGCUUUCGGUGGCGCGACGUGUGAUCCCAAUGGGCCAUAUGGAGGAUGUUGUUCAGAAUAUGGAUUCUGCGGCUCCACUCCUGCACAUUGUCUCGUCUCAAAUGGUUGUCAGAGUGGUUGUACUGAUGGUCAACCAGGUACCUCCACGACCGCUAGCCAAGAACCUGUUAUCGGUCCAGCCACUACAACCAUGGCUCCCGAAACGACCGCAACGGCAGCUGUGACUACUGAUGGCACUUGCGGUUCUUCCAAUAACAACACUGUUUGCGGUAACUGGCCCAAAGGCAACUGCUGCUCCAUGUACGGAUUUUGCGGAAACACGACCGCUCACUGCGGUGCCGGAUGCCAAUCAGGAAAUUGUGUCAGUGCACCAGCUGUUGCAGCUCCAGGUCCCAGCCCAGCGCCACUAGCACCAAACGGAGGCUCUUUCACCAUCGUCGGCCAGUCUGGAGUUCCUGCUAUGCACGCAGGUCUCAUGCCUAACGGAAAGGUUUUCUUUCUUGAUAAGCUCGAGAACUAUACCCAGCUCCGUACUGCUGAUGGAUACUAUGCCAUGUCAUCUGAAUAUGAUCCAAACACUAAUACCGCAGUACCACUAGCCUAUUUGACCAAUGCCUUCUGCUCAGGAGGAACUUUCCUUGCAGAUGGACGUGUUAUCUCUGUCGGCGGAAAUGCCCCACUGACUUGGCUAGAUCCCAACAUUGGCGAUGGCUUCACCGCAAUUCGAUAUCUCCAGAGGUCUUCCUCAGACACCAGUCUCAACGGUCAGAGCUGGAGUGAGCCAGGAAACAAGCUUUCCAGUGCUCGCUGGUAUGCAACUGCUCAAACAAUGCCCGAUGGCACCGUCUUCAUCGCCAGUGGAAGUCUGAAUGGCCUCGAUCCUACAGUCAUGGCAAACAAUAACCCAACAUAUGAAAUCCUAAGUCCAGACGCCGUCACCCAAGGGAACAGCAUUCUCAUGGACAUUUUGCAUAAAAACCAACCUUACUAUAUGUACCCAUUCGUGCACCUGCUCAACAAUGGAAACCUCUUCGUCUUCGUUUCAAAGUCUUCUCAAAUCUUCAACGUCGGUUCAAAUACCAUCAUCAAGGAGCUUCCAGAUCUACCAGGCGACUAUCGUACUUAUCCUAACACCGGCGGAAGUGUUCUACUUCCUCUUUCCAGCGCGAACAAUUGGGCACCUGAUAUUGUGAUUUGCGGUGGAGGUGCGUACCAGGACAUUACCAGCCCAUGCGAUCCCAGCUGUGGUCGCAUUCAACCUCUCAGCGCCAACCCAAGUUGGCAGAUGGACUCAAUGCCCGAAGGACGCGGAAUGGUUGAGGGAACUUUGCUCCCAGAUGGAACCGUCAUUUGGAUGAAUGGUGGCAACAGAGGAGCACAAGGUUUUGAAUUGAUGAGCAAUCCUACUUUGGAGGCUCUUCUGUACGACCCAGCCAAACCACUCGGUCAGAGAUUCACGACGCUUGCCAGCUCAACUAUUCCUCGUCUGUACCAUUCCGUAUGCCUACUUCUUCUCGAUGGAACAAUGUUGAUUGCGGGAUCCAAUCCAAUUCAAAUGCCUAAGCUGGAAGCAGACGCCGUUGACCCAUACCCGACAGAAUUCCGAGUCGAAAAUUACGUCCCUCCCUACCUGCAAGGCGAGAAUGCUAAUCGCCGUCCCACCAAUAUUGGCAUCCCCCAGUCCGUCCAGGCUGACGGGAGCAUAUUUUUCGUGACAUUCAACGUCCCUAGUGGCGCACAGGGAUGUAAGGUUGUACUCUACCACGGCGGGUUCGUUACUCAUUCUGUUCAUAUGGGUCAUCGCAUGCUGGAACUGGACUUUGGUGGUUGGGCAGCUAGCAGUACAUCGCAGACUCUGGUUGUGACGGGCCCACCGAAUCGCAACGUGGCUCCGCCAGGACCAUAUGUGAUUUAUAUUGUCUGUGAUGGUGUGCCAGGAAUCGGACAGUUCGUCCAGGUUGCAUGAAGACAGCAGCAGAUAGGAAAUCGUGUGGUGGUGGUUUCCUGCACGUCAUUAGCGUUCGUUGGAGGUCGCACAAGCAAAGAAAAGCUUAGCAGGAUGCAGAUAACGAAUUCAACCGUUGCUUUCAAUUAUCUUCAUUGAGUCUAUCCACGUUGUGUGAUCACGUCUAAUAGAUGCUCAAGUUAUAUAUAUUUGUCUCUCUGUGGUGUGGCCGCCAUUUCAUUUGUUCUGAGUACGGCGCACCUCGGUGGCGCCAGUACAAGGCCUCGACCGCGACCCCGCCAAGUGGGCCAGUUUCCCUCGCGCGGCGGCACCACAUUCCAUCCAUUGUUGAUAGAAGCUCCAACAUCAAAAAAGAAUACGAGAUACCCGCCGG